AUGAGGUGCUCGAUGGUGUCUCUAGUGUUCCGUGUGGAGACUGACUCUGCCUGGACCGAAAUGAUGGACAUCCAGCUCAGUGUUACCCCUCUGUCACAGCCUCGCUCUAAUCCAUUCAACUCCAUCUUCCGUCAGAAACGACAAGAUUUUUCCGGGCUACCGGCCUGGUGCCAGUGCGAGCCCGUCAAGCCAGUAUGUCCUCCUGGACCUCCUGGACCACCUGGAGAGUCUGGAGAACCUGGGCCACCUGGACCUCCUGGACCUCCUGGUGAAGACAAUACCUCCACCUACGCACCACUCACCUGUCCACCACAAGACACUUCAUGCAUAAAGUGCCCAGCUGGACCUGCUGGACCUCCAGGACCUGACGGACCAGCUGGAAAUCCCGGAUUAGAUGGAAAGCCAGGAGAACCGGGACCAGCCGGGAAAGACGGACCACCAGGCCCAGCUGGUCCACCCGGAGACGCUGGAGCUCCUGGAAAACCAGGAUCCGAUGGAGAACCGGGUCCACCCGGAAAAGAUGGCACUAAAGGAACUGGAAAACCUGGAUCACCGGGGCCAAACGGACCUCCCGGAGCACCCGGAAAAGCUGGUCCCAACGGUCAGCCUGGACCAGAUGGUGCUCCCGGGGCACAAGGGCCUCCUGGAGAGCCCGGAUCACCCGGAAAAGCAGGAGAAGAUGGAAAGCCCGGUGCGCCUGGAGGACCCGGCCUUCCAGGAAACGAUGCGGCCUACUGUCCGUGCCCACCUCGCUCGGCUGUGUUCGUCUCUCGAUUCACCCAUUGA
Ostertagia ostertagi is the source of this 786-nucleotide messenger RNA. NCBI's taxonomy places the organism in Eukaryota, Metazoa, Nematoda, Chromadorea, Rhabditida, Trichostrongylidae. The record is from the annotation of a GenBank genome assembly.